AUGGCCUCGUCUUCAAUAUCACAUCGCUCGUCCUCCAGGAUGAGAAGAGCCCCAAAUGCUGACCCUGAAGAUGCAUCGUUUCCGUCUGCCCAGUCAGCUCGACCAUUUCUGGCUCAGUUGAAGCCAUCAUGGCUCAUCCCGCGAUAUCUGAAAAGCUUUAGGUGGAUAGUCAUCACCCUCGCAUUCAUCCUUGUCUCAUGGAUAACAUAUACGGGACUUUUUUCUCAACCACUGAAUCACAUUCUUCCCGGUCAUCAUGGCUCAUCAACUCUCACAACCAAUGAGUUAAAGGCUCUUGCAGUCCCUCAAAGAUCUUCCAAACCAAGCACAUCCCGUCGUAUGCGUCUCUUCAUGCCCGCAGACUCACCACACAUCAAUCUCUGCAAAACCAUCAUGUCCGCCGUCGUGAUGGGUUAUCCAAUGCCCAUUCUCCUGAACUGGAACCGUAGUCACAUUGCCAAGCUCGAAAGUCUUCUAGGGGCAAUCGAAACACUCCUCGAAUCAAAAAGCGACGAUGUAGGAGAGGAUGAUGUUGCGGUGUUGGUAGAUGCGUAUGAUAUGUGGUUUCAACUUCCACCUUCUGUUCUGCUAGAACGAUAUCAUCGUCUUAACAGUGAAGCAGAUGCAAGGAUACGCAAACAGUGGAAAGAUCUUGGUAUUAGCACUGACUCUCCUAUAUCACCACCCCGGCAGGACAUAAUCGUCACUACAGCAAAAGAUUGUUUUCCGGAUUCUUACUCCGGGUCUGAUCCUCACUAUGAGCACUGGCCUAAAUCGCCCAUGCCGAAGGACAUGUAUGGAGAAGACACAGAUAAAGUCCCAUGGUCUUUCGAUCCAGCGCGCAAGUACAAAAAGGUUCGACCCCGAUGUGUGAACAGCGGUCUUAUCAUGGGUUCUAUGGGAGGAUUGAGAGAUGCUCUAAAAAGAUCCAAAGAAAAGAUCGAUACAGUGGCCAUGAAAGGUCGUCAACUUUGGAGUGACCAGGCGCUUAUUGGUGAGGUUAUCGGAGACCAGGAGAUUUGGCGCGAGUGGAUGAGACAUCUUGGAUCAUCAUGGAACGGCUCUGCUGCUUUCAGCGACAGAAAUUCACUUGAUCGUACAGUUCGUGAUAUCGCAGAUGUCGCCCUCCUUGGAAAACGAUUCGAGUUUGGUAUUGGUCUAGACUACAACUUCACCACGGCACCACCAACAUGUUCCUCCGAAGAAGACGGCUACUUCGUCAAUCUCUCAAACGAGACCAACAUCCGCGAAGAAUCUCAAAAAGCUGGUGUUCCAGGGGAUAUUCGCAUUCACGGCAUACCAUCCGAACUACGCAACAUAAAAGACAAACUCCUAUCUUCAACAAACUGGGGUACAAUCCCCCUCUACACAGACUUCUUCUUCGGCACAAUACCAAUCGCAAUCCAUCACAACGCCUACAUAAACGGGCUUAAAGGUUUCAGACUCAAGAACUGGUGGCACAAGAUGUGGUACUAUCCUCACCUCCGCCAUCUCAUCACCCGACGUCUCCAACCAACCUCCUCACCUCCCACACUCGCAGAGAUCGAUCAUAACGGAGAUAAGAUCGCGUAUAAAUCGCCGCAAGAAGAUAAGCUGCGCAAAGCCCGCGUGUUCUCUCCCAAGAAGCCAAACUUUACACCUAUAGACUGGGACGCCGUGUGCCAGAAGCCAGGUCACGCUGUGAAGUGGCACGAUGAGCUUUUUGGCGACGACAAAGGACCGUUAGCUGUAUGAUCGGUGAAUUAGCCAUAGUCCGUGAUUUAGAAAAAGGUCUCCGACAAUAAACACAAAUACAUACUUCGGGCAUGUGUCUCACACACAAUCCCUAGAUCUCUUGGCGUCGUCUCAUGACAUGCAUUACAAAUCACGGCAAGCCUCGGACCCGAGAAGCUGAAAUACUACCAUGAGUUUUUCGAUCCGAGCUAAGAUAGUAUAGCUCCCCCUAGUAAGACUAUUAGCUCC
Molecule: messenger RNA, 1962 nt
Organism: Fusarium oxysporum Fo47
Lineage: Eukaryota; Fungi; Ascomycota; Sordariomycetes; Hypocreales; Nectriaceae
Product: glycosyltransferase domain-containing protein
Exons: 3
Coding region: 1-1734 (577 amino acids)
Source: RefSeq, a predicted model, not a curated record